Messenger RNA from Echinostoma caproni, 513 nucleotides. The record is from the annotation of a GenBank genome assembly. NCBI's taxonomy places the organism in Eukaryota, Metazoa, Platyhelminthes, Trematoda, Plagiorchiida, Echinostomatidae.
ACAGACUUGCCCAUACUUUACACGGAUCCCCAUUCUGGUAUCUAUGUCCGUCCGUAUCGGGAUGAGGCGGAUCUGCAACAGAUCGUACCCCUGAUCGCCACCGAUCUGUCCGAGCCUUAUUCCAUUUACACAUAUCGAUAUUUUAUUUACAACUGGCCCAAACUCUGUCUUUUGGCUUUUUCCGACGAGGAGUGUGUGGGCACGAUUGUGUGCAAAUUAGAACCAUAUUCACAGGACACAAUUCGAGGUUAUAUUGCUAUGCUGGCUGUGAAGGAGGGCUAUCGAAGACAGGGUAUUGGAUCCCGUCUGGUUCAGUUGGCUGUCCGGUUAAUGUUAGACGACAAAUGUGAUGAGGUUACCUUGGAAACGGAAAUCACUAACAAGUCCGCAUUGGCGCUUUACGAACGUCUGGGAUUCUGUCGGGACAAACGUCUCCUUCGUUAUUAUUUGAACGGAGUAGAUGCGUUUCGAUUAAAACUUUGGCUUACCCCCAAAAAGUGGGUUGCUUCUUGA